AUGAUUGGGUAUCCAGAAGAUGACUUUGUUCCCGCAAAUCCUGUGUUGAUUUCAGCACUUGUUGUGGUGAAUAUUAUUUGGUGGAUGGUUAUGAUUGCAGGCAUUGGACUGGGAGCCACACAUCUGCAAGGUUGUCCAGUACAACCCGGGAUUCCCGUCUUCCUGAUCGCGCUGGGAGCGGCCACCCUCCUCUCUCUUUGUCUGACCUACUUCAGGAGCGGCAGGAGCGGCAGGAGGGAAGGCACACUCGCCCUCCUGAGUUUGAUUUUCAUGGGUUUCAUGUACAUCUUCAGUUUCUUCUGGUUCAUUGCAGGCACCUCCUGGGUUUACUCGAUCUACCCUCCCAGCUACACACCAGGAGAAGCCCUGUACUGCCACAAGACAACCUUCCAGUAUGCGUUUGCUGUCACCACCCUCACGUGGGUCUUUCUGAUGAUCAUAUUGGUCAUCAGCUGUUGCUUCGCUGUACUGACCUGCUGCAGGACUGUGAGGGCCAGACGCCAUUUGAUACCCAACCGCAACACGUUCUAUGGCACAACAACCAAACUUGAGGAAACCACAGCUGGUGAUGUGUGA
This is a messenger RNA of Limanda limanda (common dab), 576 nucleotides long. RefSeq names its product transmembrane protein 272-like. NCBI's taxonomy places the organism in Eukaryota, Metazoa, Chordata, Actinopteri, Pleuronectiformes, Pleuronectidae. The transcript has 4 exons. The record is from RefSeq and is a predicted model, not a curated record. Bases 1 to 576 code for a protein of 191 amino acids.